Perognathus longimembris pacificus (Pacific pocket mouse) is the source of this 2924-nucleotide messenger RNA. It is a transcript of the gene Lsm14a, whose product is annotated as LSM14A mRNA processing body assembly factor. Gene Ontology annotation, biological process: cytoplasmic stress granule assembly; P-body assembly. Gene Ontology annotation, cellular component: P-body. The record is from RefSeq and is a predicted model, not a curated record. Gene Ontology annotation, molecular function: mRNA binding. The transcript has 11 exons. Bases 130 to 1521 code for a protein of 463 amino acids. Lineage: Eukaryota; Metazoa; Chordata; Mammalia; Rodentia; Heteromyidae.
GGGAGGGAGCGGGCGAGCCAGCGAGCUUAGGAGUAGUGUGAGGGAGCGGCCGUAGCGGCGUGGGAGCUGCCUGUUUGAGGAGCAGCCCGGAGCAGAGGCGGCGGGAAGGCGGCGGCGGCGGCGGGCGCCAUGAGCGGGGGCACUCCUUAUAUCGGUAGCAAGAUCAGCCUCAUCUCCAAGGCGGAGAUCCGCUACGAGGGCAUCCUCUACACUAUCGACACCGAGAACUCCACCGUAGCCCUCGCCAAAGUUCGAUCCUUUGGUACAGAAGACAGACCAACAGAUCGUCCAAUACCACCUCGAGAUGAAGUCUUUGAAUACAUCAUAUUCCGUGGGAGUGAUAUUAAAGACCUCACUGUCUGUGAGCCACCCAAACCACAAUGUUCUUUGCCUCAGGACCCAGCCAUUGUUCAGUCCUCACUAGGGUCCUCAUCAUCUUCAUUCCAGUCAGUGAGUUCCUAUGGACCGUUUGGCAGGAUGCCAACAUACAGUCAGUUCAGCCCAAGUACAUUAGUUGGGCAGCAGUUUGGUGCAGUUGGUGUUGCUGGAAACUCCUUGACAUCUUUUGGAACAGAAACAUCAAACAGCGGUACCUUGUCCCAAAGUAGUACAGUUGGUUCUACUUUUACACAAGAUACAAGAUCUAUUAAAACCCAGUUAUCUCAAGGUCGUUCAAGCCCUCAGUUAGACCCUUUGAGAAAAAGUCCAACCAUGGAACAAGCAGUACAGACCGCCUCGGCCCACUUACCUACUCCAGCACCUGUUGGGAGAAGGAGCCCUGUAUCAACCAGGCCUUUGCCAUCUACCAGCCAAAAAGCAAUAGAGAAUCAAGAGCACAGGCGAGCUGAAGUACACAAAGUGUCAAGGCCAGAAAAUGAGCAACUCAGAAAUGACAGCAAGAGACAAGUAGUUCCAAGUGCUCCUUCAGCUCCAAGAAGAGGGCGUGGGGGUCACCGGGGUGGCAGGGGAAGAUUUGGCAUUCGACGAGACAGUCCGAUGAAAUUUGAGAAAGACUUUGACUUUGAAAGUGCAAAUGCACAAUUUAACAAGGAGGAGAUUGACAGAGAGUUUCAUAAUAAACUGAAAUUAAAAGAAGAUAAACUUGAGAAACAAGAGAAACCUGUAAAUGGGGAAGAUAAAGGAGACUCAGGAGUGGAUACCCAAAACAGUGAAGGAAAUGCUGAUGAAGAAGACCCGCUUGGACCUAACUGCUAUUAUGACAAAACUAAAUCCUUCUUUGAUAAUAUUUCUUGUGAUGAUAAUAGAGAAAGGAGACCAACCUGGGCUGAAGAGAGGAGAUUAAAUGCUGAGACAUUUGGAAUCCCACUUCGUCCAAACCGUGGCCGUGGGGGCUACAGAGGCAGAGGAGGUCUUGGUUUUCGUGGCGGCAGAGGACGUGGUGGUAGCAGAGGAGGGACUUUUACUGCCCCUCGAGGAUUUCGUGGUGGAUUCAGAGGAGGGAGAGGGGGCAGAGAGUUUGCAGAUUUUGAAUAUAGGAAAACCACAGCUUUUGGACCCUAAAAGGUCUGGAUUGAUCGUACUGCUUUCUGAAAGAAAGACAACAAAGUUGCUGCAUAGUCUGCAAACAAGUCUUUGAAAAAAUAGGUGAAUUUCUAGCUCUUCAUGGUCCUGAAAAUUGGUUUCUGUCAUUGUGGAGAAUGAAGAAGUGAAUUUGCUGUAAAUUUGUCACCAGCACUGGGUUUUGUUUAUUUUCUGCUUAAUUUCAAAGAUAAAAUGCAGUUACUUUUCGAGGGAGGGUGGGGGCGGAGGGGUGGGCAGCUCAUCUUUUAAAAAAUGAGCGUUAAAUAUAUUUGGAACAGCAAAACUUUAAGUAACUUUUUGUAUAGUUAAACUAAAGCUGUACUUCAGUGGGACUUACUAGUUUUUGUUUUUUUCUUUUCAUCACUGAAAGGAUUUUUCUUAUCACUGAAUUGUAUUUGGCAAUUAUUGCAAGUUGCCCGCAGACAGGGCCGUGAUACUGUGUUUGGAGCCACAGAAGGGUGUGUGUGUGUGUGUAUGUGUGUGUGUGUGUAUGUGUGUGUGUGUGUGUGUAUCUUGAAAUCCUAUAAUGAGGUAGCUUAUUUCGUCAAUUAAUUAGGGUGCUGGAUGGUAGAGAUUUUUGUCAGUCAACUAUGUAUACACAGUAAAUACUGUUUCUUAGGCAAAGGUAACUUUUUUAUAUAGUUGUAAAAUUCCAUUAUAUUCCAUUGCCAAAGAAACAUUAAGAACUUUGUAUAGCUGUAUAAAAAGCAACUAAUUUUUUAAAGAAUAAACAUUUUAAAGUCAGCAACCAUACUGUGUCCUUGCAGAAAUCGAUGAGCUGAGGAGCAGGGUCACGGUGGCUCUUCUUUCUCUGAGCUUUUCAGGCUACGGUUUUUUGAUUUCUUUUUUUAAUGUUUGGAACAUAAAUGAAGAUUUGAUACGUUCUUCCAUUAUCUAAAAAGGUUCCUGCUCUGUGUCAGAACUUCUUUUUGUAGCAAAUGGCAUACCACAGGAUUUGUCUGAAUAAUAGAUAUUUUCAGAAUAUGAAUGUAAAUAAUCAUAGAUAAGAAUGUACUGGCUGUAUUUUCAAAUAAGUAAUCCUCCCUUCCUUUUUUUUUUCUUUUAACACAUUAAAACUAGGCAUCAACCUGUUCUUGAACAUACCUGUUUUUGUUGUUGUUGUUGUUUUUGCAAUAACAUUGACUCAUUCCAUUAUGUUUCAAGAGGAUUUAGAAUAUUCAAAAUUAUUUUGGCAACAUUAUCAUUGGCAUUGGUCCUUGGGCCUGUGACCCACAAAUGACUCAAUAUAGAGUUCACGGCUAAUUAUAAAUUACUGAUCAAACCUUUUGAUAUUUAAGCUGUAGUAGAAAAAAUAAUCUGGCCACUUUUGUGUUUUUAUGAAGGCCAUGGAAUAAAGGGAUCCAAAGAUUUAAGUAUUUUUA